Molecule: messenger RNA, 1611 nt
Organism: Medicago truncatula (barrel medic)
Lineage: Eukaryota; Viridiplantae; Streptophyta; Magnoliopsida; Fabales; Fabaceae
Product: elongation factor Tu, mitochondrial
Exons: 12
Coding region: 103-1413 (436 amino acids)
Biological process (GO): mitochondrial translational elongation
Cellular component (GO): mitochondrion
Molecular function (GO): GTPase activity; translation elongation factor activity; GTP binding
Source: RefSeq, a predicted model, not a curated record
AGGACUGCUCACACACUCACUCAAACAUCGAUUUGUUUAGAUCUCUCUCUCUUUGUUUUGUUCCAUUUUUUUUUUCUUUUCAUUUCUAGGGUUUCAAUUUCAAUGGCUUCUCUUGCAUUCUUCAGAAAACCCCUUCUUCUAUCUUUCAAUUUCAUAUCUCAUGCCACUUCUUCCAUUAACAACAAUGCAUCUUCUCUUGCUUCUCUCCAGAGAUCCAUGGCCACGGCCACCUUCGAACGGACAAAGCCCCAUGUUAAUGUUGGCACUAUUGGUCAUGUGGAUCAUGGAAAAACCACACUAACUGCUGCAAUUACAAAGGUACUAGCUGGUGAAGGUAAAGCCAAGGCCAUUGCUUUUGAUGACAUCGACAAGGCUCCCGAGGAAAAGGCGAGAGGAAUUACUAUUGCUACAGCUCAUGUUGAGUAUGAGACAGAAAAGAGGCAUUAUGCCCAUGUUGAUUGCCCAGGGCAUGCAGACUAUGUCAAGAACAUGAUAACUGGAGCUGCACAAAUGGAUGGUGGAAUUCUUGUGGUUUCUGCUGCAGAUGGCCCAAUGCCUCAAACAAAGGAGCAUAUACUCCUUGCUCGUCAGGUUGGUGUGCCAUCACUGGUCUGCUUUCUAAAUAAAGUAGAUGUUGUUGAUGAUCCAGAUUUACUUGAACUUGUUGAAAUGGAGCUUCGCGAACUACUUACUUUCUACAAAUUUCCUGGAGAUGAGAUUCCAAUUGUGAGAGGUUCAGCUCUGCAUGCCUUGCAAGGGACUAAUUAUGAACUUGGAAAGAAAGCUAUCUUGGAACUAAUGGAUGCUGUGGACGAAUACAUUUCUGAACCCGUGCGACAGCUUGACAAACCUUUUUUAAUGCCAAUAGAAGAUAUUUUCUCUAUUCAGGGGCGUGGAACUGUUGCCACUGGUCGUGUUGAACAAGGUACUAUCAAAGUUGGUGAAGAGGUUGAGAUACUAGGAUUGAAACAGGGUGAACCUUUGAAGACUACUGUAACUAGUGUGGAAACAUUUAAGAAAACUAUGGAUAAAGGAGAAGGUGGUGAUAAUGUAGGACUUCUUCUACGAGGUCUUAAGCGUGGUGAUGUGCAGAGGGGAAUGGUUAUCGCCAAGCCUGGUACAUUGAAAACAUAUAAGAAGUUUGAAGCAGAAAUUUAUGUCCUCUCAAAAGAUGAAGGUGGCCGUCAUACUGCAUUUUUCUCUAACUAUAUGCCUCAAUUUUACCUGAAGACUGCAGACAUUACCGGAAAGGUUCAAUUACCUGACGAUGUCAAGAUGGUUAUGCCUGGUGAUAAUGUGACUGCAACUUUUGAGCUGAUGUUACCUUUUCCUCUUGAACAAGGACAAAAAUUUGCUUUUAGAGAAGGAGGCCGGACAGUUGGACAAGGAGUUGUCUCCAAAGUGCUUUCCUAGAAUCGUGAUCUUGAGUCCACAAAGUUUUUGUCCAGUAAUUUGUAAUUAAGUCGCGAAUAGGGAUUGAGACCAGCAUGCAGAGAGGAAUCUAUAAUUCGACUAUUUUUGACACUUGAUGUGUCGGUUCCAUUUGAAUAUGUUUGUUUUAUCUGUCUGAGAAUUAUAAUAGUAGAUUUAGAUAUUUGGAUAAGGGUUAAA